AUGACCAUUUCGAAUGUUGAAGAUUGUUUGGAUAAGGCAGUUGUUCUUGAACCUAUUUCACUGGCUACUUUUCCUCCUGGCUUUUCGCUUACUGAUGAAGAUUUUGAAAAGGAAUUUAAUCUCAUGAUGGUGGACUCUAUGGAUUCUAUGGGUGCUGAGCCUUCUUCAGUCCAUGACCUUUGGAAUUUUCUAGGACAGAUGAAUGAAAAUAACAUACAUCCAUGGUUGUUGUUGGGUGAUUUUAACUUUAUUCUUCAAGACUCUGAGAAGCAAGGUGGAAAUCCGGCUAACUCUUUUCCUCCGAACUUUAUUAGAGAUAAACUUGCUGAAAUGAAGAUGAAUGCUGUUUAUGCCUUUGGAAAUCCUUUCACUUGGUGUAAUAGGAGACUCAAGAAUCCGGCUGAGUUGAUAUUUGAAAAAAAUAGUGAUGAUAUGAAUGUUUCUCUAAUUGUUAUACCUACUGUGGAUGAAAUUCAUAACACUGUGAAAUGUAUGGCUCCGUGGAAAUCUCCAGAACCUGAUGGUUAUCCGCCGGGUUUUUUCAGAGACAAUGGGAAUGAAGUUUCUGAAGAGAAAAAGAAAAAAACUAAGAAUGGUUUUAUGGCCAUUAAACUUGAUCUAUCCAAGGCUUUUGAUAGGUUAGAGUGGCCUUUUAUAAUUGUUGUUUUUAAAAAGCUUGAUUUUUCUGAAGACUGGUGUCACAUUAUUUUCCUAUGCAUAAGUAUUGUUUCUUAUUCUGUUUUAGUGAAUGGCUCUCCGAGGGAUAUGUUCUUUCCUUCUAGAGGUAUUAGACAGGGAGAUUGUCUAUCACCUUACAUUUUUAUAAUUUGUAUGGAAGUUCUUUCUCAACUUCUAUUAAAAGCUGAAUCUGAUGGUGUUAUUCAAGGAACUCCACUUUUUAUCAAUAGGGAUAAAACAAAAUCUUUUCAAUUUAUCAUUGAUAAAUUUUACUCUAGGCUUAGUUGUUGUAAAAGAACUAAACUUAAUGGUAUGGGUAGAACUGUUGUUACUAAGCAUGUACUAUCCAGUUUAGUUGUUUAUCAUAUGUCUUGUUUUCCUUUACCAAAAAAGAUUACGUCUAAGAUUGACAAUAUUCAAAGAACUUUUUGGUGGUCGAAAAAGGAUCUUAGGCAUGCUGCUUACUUCAGAUCGUGGGGUGAUAUUGGUAAAUCUAAACUAAGUGGAGGUAUAGGAAUUAAAAAUACUUAUGCUACAAACAGAGUCUUUAUUGCUAAACUAGGUUGGAGAAUUAUUCAGAAUCCAGAUCUUCUUCUUUCUAAAUUUAUGAAGGAUAAAUAUUUUCCAAAUCAGAACUUGUUAGAAGUUGAUAAAGCAGCCGAUACUAGUUCUUGGAUUUGGCGAGGUAUUGUCAAUAGUUUAGUUUUCGUUAGAGCUAAUAUUGUUAGCAAAAUAAAUGAUGGGUCUUCUACAAAAAUUUGGUCUAGUAACUGGAUACCUUUUGAUACCUCUCCUCCAAUUUCGUGCAACCCUAAUUAUGAAGAUUAUGUUUAUGUUAGUGAGCUUAUUGAUGUUCAAAAUAACUGUUGGAACCUUAAUUUGCUGAAUUCUCUUUUUUCUCUUGAUGAAGUCAUUAAAAUUAGAACUAUUAGGUUAAAUCUUCAACAAAGUGAUAAAAUAAUGUGGGCUCAUACAAGGAAUGGUAUAUUUUAUAUUAAAUCUGCUUAUAGAAUCUAUAUGAAUGAUAUUAGUACUGAAAUAGAAGCUUAUUUUUGGAGGAAAGUUUGGUCGUUGGAUUGCUUACCCAAGAUUAAGUUCUUCAUUUAG
This is a messenger RNA of Papaver somniferum (opium poppy), 1785 nucleotides long. RefSeq lists its product as uncharacterized. The record is from RefSeq and is a predicted model, not a curated record. The coding region runs from base 1 to 1785 and encodes 594 amino acids. The transcript is spliced from 5 exons. Lineage: Eukaryota; Viridiplantae; Streptophyta; Magnoliopsida; Ranunculales; Papaveraceae.